GCGAGCAGAUUGACUUUCUUUGCCCCUGGAGACUGGUGGAAGCUGCGUGCGAUUCGAUCUUGCUGCUGCACCACCAUCUCGCCAUCUUGCCACAGCAGCUCGAAGUGUGUGCGGUUUUUGGUGCGUUUUACGAACAUUUCUCCACCGAACCAGCGGACCAGCCAGUAGUGAAACGUGCGAUGGUAAAACCUGGGACUAGAACCGCAAACGAUCAGCCGCCCUCGUUCGGUAUCCGUAAUCGCAAGGUGCGCAUAGCGUUUGUGUUGCGAGUGUUGUUUGUGCUGUGCUUAGGAUCGUUGCAUGUCGUGAACCUAGCCCUCGGUCCAGCCGUGGACAGAGAUCUCGAUGGCUACGGUGUACGCCAGCCCUUGAGUCGCGUCGGUGCUGGCCGCCAUUUGCUUUCCGUCAUUCCCCAGAGUGAAGUGGAGCUGCUCGAUCUGCUGAAUCAGACCGUACCGCCGGAGGUGGUGUACGGUACGACGGCAGUGCCCGAAGGGGCUGGUGAUAACGUAACGACCGAGUCGGAUCCACACGAGCGCAACUGUACACCGGCGGCCAUUUUUGAAUUUCCCUCGGAUGGAUUUACGCGUGAGGAUCGGCGGCAUGGCUGGAUACUGGUGCACGUGGUGAUCGCCUGCUACUGCUUCUGGUUGCUGGCGAUCGUGUGCGACGAUUACUUUGUGCCCGCGAUUGAGCUGAUGUGUAAAAAGCUGCAGGUGAAGGAAGAUGUCGCGGGAGCUACCUUCAUGGCGGCUGCCUCCUCCAGCCCGGAACUGUUCAUCAACUGUGUCGGAACGUUCGUGACGAAGGGGGAUCUCGGUGUGGGGGCUGUCGUUGGAUCGGCUGUGUUCAACAUUCUGGCCGUGCCGGCCGUAUGUGGAUUACUGGGAGGACAGGUCGUGCAGCUGCGAUGGUGGCCAGUAACGCGGGACUCCAUGAUGUACGGUAUGGCGGUUGUCGGGUUGAUAGCGGUGCUGUACGAUGAUCGUGUCAUGUGGUACGAGGCGACCGUUCUCGUAUCUGCCUACGUACUGUAUAUUGCAGCCAUGUACUGCAACGAUCCAAUUAAUCGGUUCAUGUCGAAAACGUUCCGGCGGAAGUCCUACGUACGUCCGUACACGGAAGUGACCGAGAUUUCGCCCUUACUGUCGAAUGGAGCGAACGGUAAAACGGGGGAAACGAACAAGAACGGCUCCAAUGCACAGCACGCCUGUGAUAGCGAUGCCAGUGACGAUAGUUUCGAGGACUACGUUCGCCUGCUGGACGCACUCUUUCCUCUGCCACCAGAGCUUGCCACCUCUCCGUGGAAUCACCGGGACGACAAUCUGCUGGCGUUCAUCUGCCGCUGGCCCAUUACGUUCAUCCUCUGGGUGACAAUCCCCGACUGUCGCCGUUAUCCGCGGCUUCGGUUGGUAACGUUCUUUGCUUGCAUCUUCUGGAUCGGCAUCACGUCCUACUUCGUCGCCUUCCUUAUCACGGUCGUCGAUAAUCAACCGUUCUUUCGCUACUUUCAAGGUGACACGAUAAACAUCCCGGACUCGGUCAUGGGACUGACGUUCCUGGCGGCCGGAACCAGCGUACCGGAGGCCGUGUCGAGCAUCAUCGUCACCAAUCAGGGCCACGGUGAGAUGGGCAUCAGCAACUCGAUCGGUUCGAACACGUUCGAUAUUCUGCUUUGCCUUGGAUUGCCGUGGUUAAUCAAGGCGCUCGCCUUCCCGGCCGUCCCCGGUGAACGGUGGGUUUCGCUGAACUCGUCUGGCUUGACGUACUCCGCCAUCUCGCUCCUGUCCACACUGUGCGGGUUGUAUAUGGCGUUUUGGUUUAACCGCUUCAAGCUCGACUGGAAGGUGGGUCUCACCUGUCUCUCGAUGUACAUCGGUUUUCUGACCGUGUCCAGUUUGAUCGAGCUAAACGUAUUCUUCCCAGUGAAUGUUCCUACCUGUCCGCACUGAUUAGUCUCCCUGCGGUGUAGUGCGUGUUUUUUGUAAUGUUAAGAAAGGCAAAAGGGACAGUAAGACUAUGACUCUCAGAUGACCAUCUACGAUCGCUUAAGAGGUUCAAUCAGCACUCCAUUCGAUACCGCCAUCGAGUCUUAUCGAUUAAGGCAAGGAUUAAGAUUCGUUUUAAUUGUUGAGAUUGUUUAAGGCUCUAUUUGAUUGCAGCAUUGUUGUAGCCAAAGCCACCACCAUUUCGAGGUAUACGAAACAAUAGGUCGGGGAUUGACUGCAAUAAAUUCAACUGAUAAUCUAACCGAUA
Messenger RNA from Anopheles aquasalis, 2256 nucleotides. RefSeq names its product sodium/potassium/calcium exchanger 3. Gene Ontology annotation, biological process: calcium ion transmembrane transport; intracellular calcium ion homeostasis. Gene Ontology annotation, cellular component: plasma membrane. The record is from RefSeq and is a predicted model, not a curated record. NCBI's taxonomy places the organism in Eukaryota, Metazoa, Arthropoda, Insecta, Diptera, Culicidae. Gene Ontology annotation, molecular function: calcium, potassium:sodium antiporter activity; calcium channel activity.